AUGAGCGAUUACGACGACUUGGAUGAACUCGCAGAUGAGUUGGAAAACGAAAUUGAGGACUAUGAAAACGAUAACUUGAUCCAAUCUCCAUCCUCUGAUGAACCAGGUCAAAAUACUGACGAAAAUGGCGAUAGCCUGGCGAAUUACAAGCGAACUGAUGUAGAUAGUGGUCGCUUUGAUGGAAUGUUUGAUGAUUUGAACCAAUCAAGAGCUGAUUUACGCAUAGAAGAACUGGAAGGAGGCACAGAAGAUUACUCGGAGGAUGUGCUGACUGAAGAUUUGGGAGACUCCCAAGUUGGCACAAAUGUCAGUGAUUACACAGACAAUUUUGAGCUAAAUGACAAUCUGUUUGGUAAAAAUUCGGACGCUGAAGGCUCAAUGGCUCAGAAAGUUGCGUUUCCACAGAGUCGUGGUUCUCAAAAUACCAUGAAAUCGAUCGACUCAAGCAGUGAUUUUACCAGUUUAUCGGCUGAUCAGACCAAUCAGUCGCGGACAGAUGUUGAUGUUAAAUCUGCAAAGGUGGAGCCUGAGGAUUCCGAGGGCAAGGCAGAAGGGAAUCUAAAGACGGCUGGUGGCGUCGACUUCGUUAUGCCCACAAAUGACAGGGAGAACUUGAUUAAAGGCCGUUUGUUGGCUAGGAGAGGUGUGUUUUCAGCGCAUGAGCUCGUUGAUGAAUCCCUAUUUUCAACUGGAAAGGUGAUUGAUCGCUACGGAAGCAAACGCUACCAGGGUUCCGAUAUAUCCGCCAAAGAUCUCAACGACCCAGGGUGUUCUGACAAACAUUGUAUACUCAGACUUCCUGAACAUAUUGCAAAUUUAGUAAAGACUAGACUAGAAAGUAGCGAGGAUCCAGGGAUAACGUUUGAACCAACUGGAAGAUACGAUUACAGAGAGUAUAAAGUAACAAUUUCUGGCCUUGAUAAACCUCUUUAUGGGAUUUUAGGUGAAUUACCUUGUAUUAUAGAAGCACAUAAAACUCUAAACAAUGACCUUUUGUUUAAAUCUGCCGAUAUAUCACAAAUGAUGGUCGUCUACGAAGAUGACGUUACAAGUGUUGCAGACGACUUGAUUAAUCGCAUGUGGGAGUGGCCCAGUGGACUGACUCCAGCCACUAAAAAUAUUAGAAAGAGAAAGUUUAAAAACUUUGAGGUCUUCUCGAAUGAAGAAAUCAAAGACGCAGAACGUGAAGCUUUGAUAUUACUCAAUGGACUCAUAAGAGAUACCUUCCAUUACGAAAUUAAAAGCGCGCAAGAAGUGCACGACCUAGUUCAAAGUUACAGAAAUGGCAACAUCAAGGAGAGAAUUAUAGGCCCAGACGAGGAUAUUGAUGUGUAUAUCAAGGCUCUCGAGGAACAGGAAACUGAGGACCUACCAGACCUGUCAGAAAUCAUGUUUGACGCCGAUGCAAACUCUAUAUCCAGCAAGUUUAUUUACAAUGCCCUUCAGCGCAAGGCUAACAAGUGAAGCAUAGACAUACUAGCACGUAGUGUUUUAGUAAAUUAUCCUAGUCUCAGUGUUUGGUGAGAAGAGCGCGAACAUAAAUGUGACCAUGAAGGGGAAGAGUAGCGGGAAGACGUGCGAAAAGAUCGAAUAGGAUACAUUGAUAAAGUGCGAAGGAGCCCUCUCAGAGUAGACGAAGGACCGAAUGUCUGUAGGCAAAUUUGCAAGGAAUCCAAGGGUUUAGGUCAACUUACAUGGGUUUUUGAGUAGAAUCCCAAACGCCGUCUCGAGUAUCGGCCGUCCUGAAGUUUCUGAGGGCACACAUGGAACGUACCGGUUGCUACGCGCAGAAUUAGCAGUGCAAAGGCUAUAGAGUAUAUGAUAAAGAUCCUAACUCGGUAUUCUGGGAGUAUGUAACUCUAAACAUUUGUAUAAGUUGUUGGCAAACUC
Molecule: messenger RNA, 1890 nt
Organism: Theileria equi strain WA
Lineage: Eukaryota; Apicomplexa; Aconoidasida; Piroplasmida; Theileriidae
Exons: 1
Coding region: 1-1464 (487 amino acids)
Biological process (GO): RNA polymerase II preinitiation complex assembly; transcription initiation at RNA polymerase II promoter
Cellular component (GO): transcription factor TFIID complex
Molecular function (GO): RNA polymerase II general transcription initiation factor activity
Source: RefSeq, a predicted model, not a curated record